AAGUCUCUGUGCCAUCGACAGUGAGAAUAAUAUAUUGUUAAUGAGCUGAAGGCAGUACGUGAGCGAGUGUGUGACUGACCACAGUCAUCCGGAGAGCAGUGAGAUUGCGUGGCUCAGGAGUUGAGGAGUGACUAAGUCUCUGGCUGGUGAAAUCCGUGGUGUUGACAAAGCACUUUUGCGAAUUGUGGAAGGGCGGUCUUUAUUGGAUUUUCUCCCGCAGCGACCGCGUGAUUGUCGUUGGGCAGCAAUCAAUAGGGUGGGCCUAGAGAGCACAUUUCCCAGUGCGCCGAAGGCUCUGCCGCUGCACUUUCUGCGCCCCCACAGCACACUCAAAGGGGGGUGAGUGAACACAUCUCCUUCGCCCACUCGACCCGGUGCUGGGCGCGCGGUGUGAAAAUGCGUGCGCCAGAGUGAGAAGCAGCGCGUUGACGACAAAUACUCAAGUGAAUGUGUGGUGUGACUUAUCAGUGAGGGUAGAAAAGGGAGGAACAAUCGAUCGGCGGAAAAGCCAGCCAAGUGUCUCUCUGGUGGGGUGCAGAAGGGAAAUUCCUGUGUGUCUUUUCUCGCUGUGUGUGUGUGUGUGUGACCCAAAUAUCGCAUAUGCCAUCGUCAAGUGCAUCAACGUUCGGUAAGAGUACCACCAGUAUCAGCAUUAGGCGGAGGCCGUUUGUGUUCCUGUCCAAUCUGCUGCGUCGCCGGAAGGUGCUCGAGAUCGAUGACAUGAUGUUCGAGCGGGGAAGUCGCGAGAUGAACCAAAGGGCGCGCUCAGAACCGUCAGUGAUAAGCUACAGCUGCACGCAAAUGAAUGCCGCCACGAAAGCGGCGUCGCCGUCAAUUUCCACGCUCACACUCACGCCGGGCCGCUGUCGGGAUAUUGAUCAGGACAUGCAGGCGCUGCGGCUGUCGCGGCAGGACAAUCCCUUCGUGCAGAAGAUCCUGGCAAGUCGUGAGAGUCUCGUGGACACGCUGGAGGACACCGUGUCGGAUGACGCCAUUCUCAUGUCGCAGGAAUUCAAUCCAGAGCUGGAAUCUGAUCCUUUCACACUGCCCGAAGUGCAGGAGCACAUGAUCAGAUCUCCGCCGCCCACCACGUGGCCGCGAUCGCCACACUUCAGCAUAUUCAAUUUCUCCCAGGAAAAUGUUCUCACCGUGAGCUCGCAGAGCAGCGAAGAGGACUCGCCGAACACAAGAUCCCGACUGAAUGAGAUUUUCUCACCGAAUCGACAGAUUCAGGUGACCACGGCUGAGAUUUCUCCGGCGCCAAAAAACGGAUUGAGCAAGAGCAGAAACUGCGUGCUACUUAAAGAACACGGCGGAACUGCGCUUCCUCGUCCACACAGUGCUCAUCAUUGUGAGACAGAGCGAUCAACAAUUCCUCGUCCUCUCAGUCACUAUGAAGGACCUUUGAGUGUGCGAAACUUCAAAUAAAAAUCAACCUUUCGUGUGAUGGAGAGCGAGCAUGAUUGAAGUAGAGUAGCAAUUAACUUCUGAAGACAAACUUGAUAUUCAUUAGUCAGAAACAUAUUUAAGAGAUAUAUAUCAAAUGAAUUUAUUUAUGAGAGAGAUUACUUGUGAUUGUUUUUGGUUUCUGUUGCCAUUCCCAAGAUGAGAAGAAAAGAAGUGUAGGUAAAAUAGCCGAGUGAUAUGACAUUAUAUGAAUUAUAAUAGUGAAUUGGAAUUGCUGAUAUAGAUUAUCUCUAAUGCCAUUCAAUUGAUAUGAGAUGAGAGAGGAGAAGAAAUGCAUUUGAGAGACUUUGACACGUUGAAUAAUAUUUGAUAUUUGGAGAAAAGACAGUUGAAAAAUUAGUCAAUUUACCGGAAUUUUGAAAGAAAGAAAAAGAAACAAUUUAGGACUAUAAAUACUGUUCCACAUAGAAUUGCAUUAAUUUAUAUAUCAGUGUUGACUAUUUGCGAUUGGAGGUGAAAUUGUGCGAGAGAAUGAUCUAAAUAUGUAUUUAAAAACCGUUUAUUCAAAUCGGACAUCAGGGAGAAAUGAUUUUCUACAUCGCAGAGUUUGUAAACUUAUCGCGCGUUUCAAUCCGCAUUAGUGUGUCUUUUUCCAUAUAUUCCAAAAUUUUUGCCACACACACAAAUUUUGUUCUUUCGCCGUUGAACUUGAGAAAAAGAGAAAUAUAAUAAAAAUGUAUGAUGGAA
This is a messenger RNA of Phlebotomus argentipes, 2154 nucleotides long. RefSeq lists its product as uncharacterized. The record is from RefSeq and is a predicted model, not a curated record. Bases 601 to 1428 code for a protein of 275 amino acids. Lineage: Eukaryota; Metazoa; Arthropoda; Insecta; Diptera; Psychodidae. The transcript has 4 exons.